AUGGGGCGCGUCCUCGGGGGCCUGCGCUGCAUCAAAUACAUGCUGCUCGCCUUCAACCUGCUUUUCUGGUUGGCGGGAUCUGCUGUCAUUGCUUUUGGCCUGUGGCUUCGGUUUGGAGGCAUCAUAAAGGAUUUAUCUUCUGAGGGUAAAACCCCUGAGUAUUUCUACAUGGGACUGUAUGUGCUUGUUGGAGCAGGUGCCCUGAUGAUGACCGUGGGAUUCUUCGGGUGCUGUGGAGCUGUAAGAGAAUCUCAGUGUCUGCUCGGAUCAUUUUUCACCUGCCUGUUGGUGAUCUUUGCUGCAGAGGUAACCACUGGAGUAUUUGCAUUUAUAGGCAAAGGAAUGGCUAUACGAGAAGUUCAGACCAUGUAUGAAGAAGCGUAUAAUGGUUACCUUAAAGAGAAAAUGAAUAGAACCCUCAUUACCUUCCAUUCUUCAUUUCUAUGCUGUGGAAAAGAAAGCCCUGAUCCAGUCCAAUCUACAUGCCCAAAGGAGCUCCUAGGACACAAAAAUUGUAUAGACGAGAUUGAGAACGUCAUCAGUGAGAAACUCCAACUCGUUGGGAUUGUCGGGAUUGGAAUAGCUGGUGUCACGAUCUUUGGCAUGAUAUUCAGCAUGGUCCUCUGCUGUGUGAUCCGUAAUUCAAGAGAUGUAAUCUAAAACUCCACCUGCAUGAUAGCGAAAAUCGGGGACUUUCUUCCUAAAUGUCACAAGAGACAUCGUCUUACUCAGCUGUUCAAGUGGAAAGGCAUUAAGGUCUAAAAUGAUUUGGUUUCCAGUGUACAUUUGCACAUGUAUGUGAGUGUGGUGCAUAACCUUCCUGCCGUGUGGGCGAGUGAUUGUGUCCGGCUGCUGCCGGAGCCAUGUGCAGCUGCAGGACAUCUGGUAUGUGUGGGGGAUGCUCUAAGCCCUUUGUUGUGAAUUCCUGUUUCUCUCUGUGGUCACACGGGCGGGGUGGGGGACUGAUAAAUGACCAGUGUAAAAAAAAAAAAAAAAAAGCUUCGAUUCACUUCUGGAAGGUAACAUUCAGGAUGGGGAGAGCCAAUGAGCUUCUAAAAAUCAAACGCCAGCCGGAAGGGUCCAGGGAUUCCUGGUGAGAGGAUUCAGCCACCUGGUGACGAGGGGUUCGUUCCUCUGGAGUUUGGGGGGAUUCCUGGCACCGGGGACUUGUAACCUCACGCACGGUCCCAGGAGGGACCAGACCGGAAUCCUGGAGCCCAGAGUCGUGGCGAAACUAAGAUGAACAAGGACAGCUUAAUUUGCUUGUUGUUCUUUCCUAAUGUGGAUGUGACAUGUACACACAUGCAAAUAUACAUAUGUGUAGAGAGAGACAAUGUGUACAUACGAUGUGUGUCCAGACAAUGUAUCUGUACAGUGUAGGUAUGUACACAAUGUAUAUAUGCCAUAUAUUCUAUCCUGUGUAGGUUUACACAGUGUGUAUAUGUAGCCGUGUGUGUAUAACAGAGACACGUAUAUAAUGUAUGUAUCCGAUGUAUGUAGACAUGAUGUACAUUUGUGUGUGGACAGAUGCGUGUAUGUGUGCAUGUGUGUAUAGAGUGUGUACACACACGCACACGCACACCUGACCCUCCAUGAAAAAUGCCUUGCCUCACAGACAAUCGUGUGCCCCGGGGUGCUAAAUGUUCUUAGGACGGGAAGGUUCUUCCCGAGCCGUGGAGAGGCGUCCGUGGCCCUUCGCGUCGCCCUCUUUUUCCGCCUCCUCUUUGAGCUCCUGCAGCUGCCAUGCCUUUGGACGGGCUUCUCUCCCAAACCCUCCCUUUGCUUCGGGGAUGUAAGAAGGACAGGAAGUGAAAGUCGGCCAUCUGCCCAUUGCAUGCUAUGGGUAAGAGGGAGAUUUGGUGUUUUAUCGGCACUGUACCUUUGAAAUACCUCAGGACUUGAGUUUACAUAUUUUUUCCUAAUUAUUUUUGUAUUCUUUUCUUAUUUAUUCACUUAGGAAACUCUUCUUCGUAGGUCAAGAAAUGCAAAAGAUUUGCCCCUCAUUAAAAUAAAUAAAAAUCAAAGAUUACAAACUCAGCUUCUCUCAUGAGCUUCCUUGCCCUAGAAAUGAGCACUUUUCCCUCAUGUAAGUGUUUAGAACAGGAGCCUGGAAAACAGGGAUGGAAGGCUGCCUCUCUGCGCAGCUCCCCGGGGCCAGCUUGUUCCUUGGCCUUCAAACCCGAGCUCACAAUCAAUAUUGGCUGCUUUUUUGGCCGAGUGCGUUCUCGAAACGGAAAUGGGAAGAGCCAACCAAAUUUUCAAAGCUAACAAAAAAUGGGAGGCGAAGGGACUUCAGAAAGAACUCCUCCGGCCAUAUGUGCCCUGUCCAGCUCAUCAGUCUGUGCCCAGAGAAGGCAGAGUCCCGGGAUCCUGGACAGACUUAGCUUGCUUGGGGUCCUCUAACUCCCUGUCACUGCCUAGUUGCCCUCUUCCACCCACUGUCUCCCCAUCUGCAUGUUUUUGCAAUUGACAUCAGUGGGAUCCAUUCCUAAGGUGAAGAAGGGGUGUAGGGCAGGUUGUGGCUAGGUGGCUCAGUGCAUUGAGAGCCAGGCCUAGAGAGAGGAGGUUCUGGGUUCGAAUCUGGUCUCAGGC
Gracilinanus agilis (Agile Gracile Mouse Opossum) is the source of this 2592-nucleotide messenger RNA. It is a transcript of the gene TSPAN2, whose product is annotated as tetraspanin 2. Gene Ontology annotation, cellular component: membrane. The transcript is spliced from 8 exons. Lineage: Eukaryota; Metazoa; Chordata; Mammalia; Didelphimorphia; Didelphidae. Bases 1 to 660 code for a protein of 219 amino acids. The record is from RefSeq and is a predicted model, not a curated record.